AUGACCAUGUCGUCUUUUUUGCUUCUGAUACUAUUUCUAGCCAAUUUAUCGAUUUCAAGUUUUGCACAAAAAAUCGAGAAUUGUCCAGAUUUAGAUGUUUUGGAAAAUCAAGCAGAAAUGACAGAAGAGGAAUUGAACAAACUUAUUUUGUGCUUUUGUAAGGUUUGUGUUUUUUUCCGUUUUGAAACGAGUUUUGGAAAUAUUCUGAAACUACAUGGUGAAAUUCUUUCGCCAUUAUUUUUAUUAGAAAGGUGUGUUUAGAACGCAUUAUCAUAAAAUAUUAUAAAAAUAGGAUUGUAGAAGGUUUCGGUCACUUUUCCCACGAUUUAUGUCACAUUUACGCGAUGACAAAUCGUGUUGUAUUAUUACGACAUUCGAAAUAAAAAAUGAACUUCUCACUAUAUUAUAGAUAAAUCUAGAAAGAUGUAACAAUUAACCAAUCUGGAAAAAUGACUGUUUCAAGUGGAAAAAAAACGAAGACUUUGCAAUAUGAUUAGGGUUUUUCACAGAAAUCAACACUUUUAUUUUCAGCAAACAUCAAAAGAAAAAGUGACAAUUUCAUGUCUUUAUGGAUCUAAUAUUGAUCAUUUAAUGAAAGCAACUGAUGCAGUUAAAAAUGCCAGUCUUAUCACAUCUCAGGUAAAAAACUAUUUGGAUCAAUAUACACUUCAAAAUGUUAAUUACAGAUAAGUAUUCAACAUAUGGAAUUUGGUGAAACUGGACUUCCGGAGUUUUCCAAAUUAGCACCAUCUCUUGAAUCACUCGAAAUCCGAGAAUGUACAAGUCAAGACGAAAUCGCGAUUGGCGAAAAAAAGUUUCGCAGGUCUUGAGCAAACGUUGAGAAAUUUGACAAUUCAUUCUUGCAAUGUUCUGGUAACUAAUUUAAAUUUCAAGAAUUAAUAUUCAAAUUUGAUUUUCCAGGAAAUUCCAAAAUCGAUAAACAGUCUCGAAAACUUGGAAACUCUUACAUUUUCAUCAAAUAAAUUGGAAUCACUUAAAGUUGAACAAUUCAAAAAUAAGAAACAGGUAAUUGAGAUAAACAUCAUUUCCAAAAAAAAGUAAGAAGAACCACACCCAGUUUUUGUACUUUUUUCGGAAAAAUGUUAAUAUUCUACUUACAAACGCGUUUCUUUUGAAUCUUUUUUGCUUCUUCUCGACUAAUCCCAUUCCUAGUUAUUUUCUAACAACGAAAAAAUGUGCGUAUAUUGUGGGCAACCUUUUACACCAGCUAGCCGACAAAAAAAAAGAGAAAUACUACUUGAAAAUAGGAGUGGCGUCAUAAGGGAGGCAAAAAAAACAGAGAGAAUCAAGUUUUGUUUGGUUCAGCAAUUAAGUAUGACGACUAAUACAUGAAACUUGUUCGGGAAAAAAAAGAAGAUGCGCAUAUUAUUUACAAAUAACAGGGAAUUAUUUUUGAGAACAAAAUGAGUCAUAUUUUCAGCUUGGAUAUCUUGAUGUCUCUGGCAAUUUUAUAACUAAAAUCGAAAAUGAUGCAUUUGCUCCUUUAACUUCUCUGGAAACACUUGUUAUUGGCGAACAUAAUUUCAUCAAUGAUUCAGUUGUAACAGAAAUUGGAAAAUUAAAAGCUCUCAAAACUUUGGAUCUUUCUCGAGCUGAUGGAGUAUUUGAACCACCAAUGAAAUUAUUUGAAGAUAUUCCACAAAUUGAAACUCUCAAAUUAUCUGGUUGUUCGAUUGCAGCUCUUGAACCAGGACAAUUUGCUGUUUUGAAAAAAUUGAAAGAACUUGAUCUUCGAGUUAAUCUUAUUGAGAAUAUAACUGCUUAUUCGUUUGAUGGUUUGGAAAAUUUGAAAAGACUUUCGAUUGCUGGAAACUUUAUUUCGUAAGUUUUUUUUUGAAAAGUGGUAGACCAAAAUAUGAGAAAAAAUAAUUUCAGAAAACUGGAGCCAGAUGUAUUUUUCGGUCUUUCAAGUCUCGAAGAAUUAGAUAUUGGAUGGAAUGAAAUAAAAGAUAUCGAUCCAGAAGUAUUCAAACCACUUAUUGAAAAACUAACAACAUUGAGUCUUCGAAAUAAUCCACUAACUGUUUUGCCUUCAACCGGUCUUACAAAUAUCGAAAAAUUAUCAUUAUCUGAAUGUCGUUUCACAGAUAUCAAUAGCAUCAAUUUGAGCAAUUAUUCAAAAUUGAAUGAAUUGGAUAUUUCAAAAUGUAAUAUCACAAAAAUUGAGGAAGACUCAUUUUCCGCUCAAAAAUCAACACUCAAAAAAUUGCAACUUCAAAAAAACAAACUGAAAUCUCUGCCAAAUGUGAGUUUUGGAUUCAGGAAAAAGAUACAAAUAUUUUUUUCAGUUAGUUAAAAAUCUGCCAUCUAUCGAAUUAUUGGAUGUAAGUUCGAAUCCAUUCAUUUGCGACGCAGAAAUUGCUCAUUGUGAGUCGACCAUUUUUUUAAAAAUCAAAUUCAAUAUUUUUUCCUAGUUGUCUUUGGCGUCGAAGAUAGAGUUAAACAAGAGGAAGAAAAUCCAACAAAUUUCAAAAUUCUGAAUGCAAACGAAACACUUUGUGAUCGACCAUAUACUUUGAGAAAUGAACAAGUUCUUCAAGUCGAAACCGAAAAACUUCAACCUUAUGAUGAAAAAUCUGAUACAACAACGCAACCUCCAACAACAACAACUCAAUUAAUCGAAACAACAUCCACCGAAUUCAAAAUUGUUAGUUUUUUUUUAUUCAAUUAUAUAGAAGGGAGCUUCAAUUCAAUAUCUUUCAGCCCGAUAUUUUCGUUGGCAGCAAAACAAAUGAUACACUUUUCAAAGAAGAACCAAGAAGAGAUGUUUAUGAUUUAUCAAAAGCUGACGAUGCAAAAGGAGUUUUUAAUCAAAAAGGUGACUCAUCUUAUCAAAUCAAGAAAAAGGAUUGAUUGAUUUUUAUAGGAACUUAUGCUGUUGAAAUUACAAUUGGGGCAAUUGCAAUUGUAUCAAUUAUUGUGGUUGUUGCAAUCAUUUUAUUCAUGAAAGUAAGCUAAAUUUUUGAGGAUGAAAAUUCUAAUCUCAAUUUUGUGAUUUUCAGAACAAAAAUGGAAAAAUAUCGGCCGAUUCUUCUUCAACUAAAAAGUCUCCGGAAAAACUGGAAGAUGGAAUGGUGGAAAUCGAGUUAGACUCAAAUCCAUCGAAUCGACGUUAA
Molecule: messenger RNA, 3137 nt
Organism: Caenorhabditis angaria
Lineage: Eukaryota; Metazoa; Nematoda; Chromadorea; Rhabditida; Rhabditidae
Source: the annotation of a GenBank genome assembly